GUACACAGUAAUGUAUAUCCCAGCUCCCCUUUACUCCAUUAUAGUGAUAUAGCACGUUGUAUACAGUACUUACUGUCCCCCCAAGUCCCCCACGGCGGUGGAGAGGGUGUCUUCUCUCAGCGGUGGGAGCGGACCUCUCCUGCACCUGUCCCCUCAGCGGCGGUGCAGCAGAAGCCAGAAACCGGAAGUUGUAAACCGGAGCUUGGCUUUACAAUGAGGCUUGGAGCACAGGUGCACCGCUCGCCACAGAGGAAUUUCUCCUCGCAUUUGGCGAGCGGGCGAGCAGCUUUUUCAAGCCCUGUGUUA
Messenger RNA from Staurois parvus, 306 nucleotides. Lineage: Eukaryota; Metazoa; Chordata; Amphibia; Anura; Ranidae. The record is from the annotation of a GenBank genome assembly.